Molecule: messenger RNA, 594 nt
Organism: Trichophyton verrucosum HKI 0517
Lineage: Eukaryota; Fungi; Ascomycota; Eurotiomycetes; Onygenales; Arthrodermataceae
Exons: 2
Coding region: 1-594 (197 amino acids)
Cellular component (GO): cytosol
Molecular function (GO): glyoxylate reductase (NADPH) activity; hydroxypyruvate reductase [NAD(P)H] activity; NAD binding
Source: RefSeq, a predicted model, not a curated record
AUGUUCUUAAUUAUCGGGGCUCUUCGCAAUUUCAAUGCCGGUAUGCAGAACCUGCGAGCCGGCAAAUGGAAGGGUUCCCCCGAGCCAAUUGCCCUUGGACACGAUCCGCAGGGGAAAGUACUCGGUAUUCUCGGCAUGGGAGGCAUUGGACGUAACCUCAAGAAGAAGGCUGAAGCCUUUGGAAUGAGCGUUAUUUACCAUAAUCGCAACCAACUGAGUGAAGAGUUAGCCGGGGGAGCAAAAUAUGUAUCCUUUGAUGAACUUCUUGCCCAAAGCGAUGUUUUAAGCUUGAACUUGCCCCUGAACCUAACCAUGCCCCCCUUGCAGAAAAACACAAGACACAUCAUCAGUUAUGCGGAAUUCAACAAGAUGAAGAAGGGCAUUAUUAUAGUGAACACUGCUCGCGGGCCGGUUCUUGACGAAGAAGCUCUUGUUAUGGCACUCGAAAGCGGAAGGGUAACCUCCGCAGGGCUCGAUGUUUUUGAAAACGAGCCAAAAAUCCACCCAGGAUUGCUCAGGAAUCCCAAUGUGAUCCUUGUUCCACAUAUGGGCACCUGGAGCGUUGAAGUAAGUUGCCUUUUGUUUGAAUGCUAG